Gastrolobium bilobum is the source of this 1598-nucleotide messenger RNA. RefSeq lists its product as uncharacterized. Bases 146 to 670 code for a protein of 174 amino acids. The transcript has 2 exons. The record is from RefSeq and is a predicted model, not a curated record. Lineage: Eukaryota; Viridiplantae; Streptophyta; Magnoliopsida; Fabales; Fabaceae.
ACUUUGCUGUAUAAAGACCCGAUUUUACAAUGAAUGAGCAAGGAAUAUUUUGGCUAACUAUGUGUUAGAGGAGGUACUCUCCUUCGAAGAGAGAAAUUGCUACUAUUCCCGUAUCAAUUGGUGCUUUCAUUAAGUCCUUUUCACCAUGCUUUCAUCCUUGAUCUCACCCUCCAUUACUCCUACCUUCAUCAACGACGCUCACCAGGAAUUAGUUCAAUCUAUUUUUGCGGAGAUGAAAUCUAGUUUUGCAGCAAUGAACACCACAUGCGAGAACGUGAUACACAUGCUCAAGAACUUGAUCCAUGAACGUAAAGAACAAGCUGCUAUCAAAAUUCAGAAGGCAUUUCUCAAGUAUUCGUUGAAGCUAACCAUUCACCAAUCUGAAUCGAUCGACCAGAACGAGUUGCCUCAGACAGAGGUGGAACACCCGAUUGCUAAGUCGUUGAACAAUCGAGAGAUGUUUCAUGAAUUUGCGGAUGGAUCUCCUUUGGAUCAAGUUGCUUGUGUUAAUGUCGGUGCAUAUCCAGAGAUCGAAGCCUCACUGAUACUCUAUGCGUCAGCGCUGUCUUCAUUAUCCUCUCCAGUCAUUAACGAUGUCAUCAAGAAGCCCGUAUUUGGAGGAGCUAUUCCUCUACCAGAAACAAUGACGUUUCGUACCUCAGCCACUUAAUUGCUCCUGCUUUACUCCUUUUCAAGCAUGGCCAAGAUGGUGUUGUACUUCAUGCUGUCUCGAUGGGUUUAAAAAUGGCCAUUGUCAAGGCAGGUGUGAUGGGAGGAUCAUAUGCAAAUACCCAUAUUAAAUUGCCUUACUCUCUGCAAGCUUUGGGAAUAGAUAUAAUUAUUUGUUUUGGAAUUAGGUUGGGACAUAAAAGGGUGCAAGUUGGCUCUUCAAAUAGCAUAGUAUCUGCAAAGGAUAAUUUUAAUGUCAUUAUAUUGUUCCUUGGAUUUAUUUUCCCUGUUGGUCGUAUAAUGUUUCCAGAUGGAGCAGGGCAAUAUAUUAAAAAACUUAGUCAAUACAUUUCAAUAAAUGGAGGUAUUAUGAGGACUGCUCUUGACAUGGGUUGCGGGGUUGCUAGUUUUGGAGGAUAUUUUCCAUCUCAAAAUAUUUUAACAAUAUAUUUUGCUCCAAGAGAUUCACAUAAAUCACAUAUACAAUUUUCUUUGGAAGGAGGAAUAUCAGAUUUAGUUGCUUGGUUGGCACUCGUAGACUUCUGUUCCCUGCAUUUGGAUUUGGCUUAGCUCAUUGUUCUUGGUGUUUGAUCCCUUUUCCAGCCUAUAUUGCAACUUAUUUCCUUGAAGUGGGUAGAUUACUUCUCCCUGGUGGAUAUUUAGUCAUCUCUGGCCUUCCUGUUCAGUGGCCUAAACAAGAUAAAGAAUGGUCCGAUCUCCAGGCUGUGGAAAGAGCCUUGUUUUAUGAACUGUUUGUUGUAGAUGGUAAUACUGUGAUUUGGAAGAAUGGGAUGAUUCCCAAGUAGCCAGAGAGGACAAGAGUUUGUAAUGGCAUUGAGAUCAUAAUUAAUCCUUCUCUUAUGUUUCUUGAUGAAACAACUUCUGGUUUGGAUUCUACAACAGCCCUGAGGAAAGUUCAGAUGCUACAU